Molecule: messenger RNA, 2411 nt
Organism: Engraulis encrasicolus (European anchovy)
Lineage: Eukaryota; Metazoa; Chordata; Actinopteri; Clupeiformes; Engraulidae
Gene: ankrd13c
Product: ankyrin repeat domain 13C
Exons: 13
Coding region: 527-2110 (527 amino acids)
Biological process (GO): protein retention in ER lumen
Cellular component (GO): cytoplasm
Molecular function (GO): signaling receptor binding
Source: RefSeq, a predicted model, not a curated record
AUUUACCAUGAAGAAAACCAGCGCAUGAGAGCUAAUUGGUGCGUAAGUAAUUUAGAAGGCGAAAGCUACAUACAUAAGGGUUGUAGGUGGGAUUUACAUUAAACGGAAAAUGUCUUUACUUACACUAACAUGAAAAAUAGCAUCUUGCAGAAGAUGCACUGUCCAAAAAGACAGUUCACAAGUCUCGUAAUUAUAUGCGAUAAUGUCUCGCGAGAUGAUAGGCGGAAGCUGGCAGGUGGGUCUUCCUUGUUGGACGAGCGAUGCACUCAGCUGCUGUUGGACCUGUGUGCUGGAGCUGGGCUGUGCCGCCUGUGAAACACGGAAAGGAAUAAUUAUCCGCAGAUAUUGAAGUACCCAUCUUAACUUGUGUUACCGCAUGUUUCUGUUGAAGAACUUAAAGUUUUCAUGUUGUGCGACUUAUCGUUGCUGUGCAGUCGUUCACUGGCAUUUUUGCCAGCGACAAAUUACAGUAAAUUCCAAGGGGUCGUCGUAAGCUGCACCCUGGUAAGUGCAUUCAGUACAGACGAUGACAGGAGAAAAGAUUCGAUCCCUUCGUAAGGAUCACAAACCAAGCAAGGAUGAGGAUUUAUUGGAGCCAGACGAGGAAGCUGCAACUGGGACAUUCACAUCAUCAACUCGGACUAUCAGUGGUAAAGGGAAAGCUAACAAGAUCUUCAGCAAUCACAAGAUUACCAAGUCUGCGGCGACACAACAGCAACACAACCAACAACAAUCACAAGUCAAUGCAAACACUAAUACAAUUGCAACCUCAGAUACCAUCGAUGACAAGAACAAAAACCCCAUCAUUCGAACCGGCCAGGACUUUCCAGUACACGAAUGUGUCUUUAAAGGAGAUGUGCGGCGAUUAUCCUCUCUCAUUCGAACUCAAAAUAUAGCCCAGAAAGAUGUACACGGGAAUACGCCACUGCACCUUGCAGUCAUGAUGGGUCACAAAGAGUGUGCCCAUCUGCUCCUGGCCCACAAUGCACCUGUGAAGGUGAAGAAUGCCCAGGGCUGGAGCCCACUCGCUGAGGCCAUCAGCUAUGGAGAUCGACAGAUGAUCACAGCACUUUUGAGGAAACUGAAGCAGCAGUCUCGGGAGAGCGUGGAAGACAAGAGGCCCAAGCUGCUGAAAGCCCUCAAAGAGCUUGGUGAUUUUUACCUAGAGCUGCACUGGGAUUUCCAAAGCUGGGUGCCUUUACUGUCAAGAAUACUUCCAUCUGACGCCUGCAAAAUUUACAAACAGGGCAUCAAUAUCAGGCUCGACACGACACUCAUCGACUUCACGGACAUGAAAUGCCAGCGCGGCGACCUGAGCUUCAUCUUCAAUGGCGAUGCGCCGCCGGCGGAGUCCUUUGUGGUGCUGGACAACGAGCAGAAGGUGUACCAGCGCAUCCACCACGAGGAGUCGGAGAUGGAGACGGAGGAGGAGGUGGACAUUCUGAUGAGCAGUGACAUCUACUCUGCCACCCUCUCCACCAAGUCCAUAACCUUCUCACGAGCACAGACCGGAUGGCUCUUCAGGGAGGACAAGACGGAGCGUGUGGGUAACUUCCUGGCGGACUUCUACCUGGUGAACGGCCUGGUGCUGGAAUCCCGUAAGCGGCGCGAGCACCUGAGCGAGGAGGACAUCCUGAGGAACAAGGCCAUCAUGGAGAGCCUCAGCAAGGGAGGCAACAUCAUCGAGCAGAACUUCGAGCCGGUGAGGCGACAGUCUCUCACAGCUCCCUCACCAAACACCGUCUCCUGGGAGGAGUACAUCACGGCCGAGAACGGAAAAGCGCCUCACCUAGGCAGGGAGCAAGUAUGUAAGGAGAGCAAGAAGAACUUCAAGGCCACCGUAGCCAUGAGCCAGGAUUUCCCCCUGGGCAUCGAGUCACUGUUGAAUGUUCUGGAGGUCAUUGCCCCCUUUAAGCACUUUAAUAAACUCAGAGAAUUUGUCCAAAUGAAGCUACCGCCUGGGUUCCCUGUUAAACUAGACAUCCCGGUGUUCCCCACCAUUACGGCCACCGUCACCUUCCAGGAGUUCCGCUACGACGAGUUUGAGGACUCCAUCUUCACCAUCCCCAACGAGUACAAAGAGGACCCCAGCCGCUUCCCUGACCUUUGAACCCAAAUAACCCCCCACCCCCAACACACCACCCCACCCCUCACCACCCACUACCCCCCCAUGACUCCUAACAACCGACAGAGAGCAAUGUCUCUCCACGGUGUCUCGCGGCUCUAAACUAAAGGACUGCUUUUUGGACUCACACAGAAGGGCAUUGAUGCCGUCGUGUUCUUAUAACAGGGGGUGAAAUAACAUAGGGAGCUUUUUAAUUUUUCUUUUUCUUAUUUUUUUUUGUUUGUUUUUCAUUUUGUAUAAUACGGAUGUGCUGUAUGUAAUGUCAUGUUUUGUUUGUUUGGAAAAG